This is a messenger RNA of Candidozyma haemuli, 2094 nucleotides long. It is a transcript of the gene VPS33, whose product is annotated as tethering complex ATP-binding subunit. The coding region runs from base 1 to 2094 and encodes 697 amino acids. The transcript has a single exon. The record is from RefSeq and is a predicted model, not a curated record. Gene Ontology annotation, biological process: intracellular protein transport; vesicle-mediated transport. NCBI's taxonomy places the organism in Eukaryota, Fungi, Ascomycota, Pichiomycetes, Serinales, Metschnikowiaceae. Gene Ontology annotation, cellular component: fungal-type vacuole; CORVET complex.
AUGACGAACCAGUCGCUUGAAUUGGGCCCGUCGUUUAAUAAAAAAACCACAGAAAAUCUUUUUAAUGUUCUAAGAAAGAUCAAUACCUCAGAUAACUUGUUUGUUUUGACGCAAAAGCUUUCGCAAUGCUUGAACUACCUCACAUCUGUUCUGGAGCUCAAAGCAAAGGGAAAGUUCGAUAGAAUAGUAUGGCUCGAGACUUUGGCUUCUUCAGAAGAUGUACUGCAAUACUUGGCAGGAUAUGGUGGGUUGAUUGUGGUACUUGAAGAUACCAAUGAGUGUUUAAGCCUUUUCAGACAGAUCUGGCCUCACCUUAGUCGCCAGAAGGUCAAGGUGAGCUUGAUCGUCAAGGAUCUCGGGAGAGCUUUUUAUUAUGAAAUAUCCAAGAUCUUGGGAUCGCCUCCAGAUGACCUUUUCAAAAAUGCUACCAAUGUCAACUUGGAACAGAGUGCAAUCAGAAUCAACUCCUACGUUCGUUUAUUGAACUGGCACACAUUCCCCCUUUGCAUUGAGGACUUUGUUCUUUCGCUAAAUAUGGAGGCCGGUGGUCUUCAGCUGUACUUUGAAAACCCAAUUCCUCAAUUAUCGCUUUUAUCGGAUGCUCUUGUUCAAAUUGUUGAUUCUACGAAAGCUAGCGAUACUAUGAAGUUCAAGAAUCUCUUCGCCAAGGGUGACCAUUCCGCUGCCCUCUCAAACAUCCUUAUGAAUGACAAAUUAACAGAAUAUCUUGCCUCAGGGUUCAGUCCUAAUGAAAGAGAUUUCUACACCACUAAACUUCGAGGAAACACUGACUUGGUGGUUUUGGAAAGAAACUUGGACUACUUCCCGCUUUUGCUUGAUCACAUGAACUACCUGGGACUCUUGGACGACUUGUUUGGCACGCUGGACGAAUUAAACAACGUCUUGAAGACUGGUGAUAAGCUCAAUGAUGAACUAUUUGACAAUAUCAAAGACCUUAAUUUCGCAUCCAUUGGCAUGAAGCUUAAUAAGCUCGCGCGUUAUAUCCAACUGGAGCUCGGCAACAAGGAUAAUAUUACUGAGUUGCAAGAAAUUAAGCAGCUUGUUAAGAAUUUAGGAAACUUGACGGCAAAACAGGAGCUAGUCAGAAAGCACACAGCAUUGAGUGAAGCUAUUUUGGAAAAGAUCAAAAAUAAUAGGGAAGGAGAUUAUAAACAUGACAUACGAGAGUGGUGGCUAGAGCUUCAGAAUGAAAUCUUUAAUCUAGACUACAAACGUCAAAUUGCAAAGUUCCACGAAUUGUUGAAUCAGGGUUGUACUUCCUCCGUUGCAUUAAGCUGCGCUGCUUUGGUUUCCUUGAUCAAUGAUGGUAUCAAACCUAAAGAUUUCACAACAAUUGAAGAGCAGAUUCAUUCUUACUUUGGUUUACAGACAGUGUUAGCUUUCAGAAAGAUGCGUGACUUGAAACUUCUCAAAGCCGUCAACAAAAGUACAGACUUUUUCAGUGGCUUCACUUUUGGAAAGUCUGAAAUCGAGACUACAACAACCACUACAUUGUCUGAUUCUGGUGGUAAAGACGACAAGACUGGCUCAACCGACAAAACAUAUGAAGAUGUCAAUUCAUUGGGAAUUACUGGAGGUCAGGAUGUCUACAAAUCGACCUAUACGCUUAUAAGUAAGUUCUGGAACCUCCAUCCGCUAGAGGAAGAGGGUGAUGAACCUAUCAUUGAAACGAUUUCCGACUACCCUAACCCAUCGUUUGUCUUCCCCUCAGCGACUGUUCCCUUGACAGCACGUCUUAUAGAAUCACUCUACUUCCGUGACUUCUUAAAGUACAAGCCAGUCAAUAACGUGCAUCGCAGGCCUAACUGGGAAAAGCUUAAUUUGGAUGCUAUGUUUAGAGGACAGACGAUCGACGAUAAUAUAUGUGAUGAGCUGGACAACCGGAAAAUCGAAGCGUCGAAGAAUUCCAAGCCAGAAUACGUUAUUGCAGUGUUCAUUGGCGGUAUUACGCGGGGAGAGGUAACAGUACUCAGGUACUUGCAAACGAAACUUGCCAGACAAAACAAGACGCUUUUCGUAUUGACAAGCGGGAUUGUCAGUAACCACAAGCUCAUGGAAGUGGCCACAGAAUAG